Messenger RNA from Cyprinodon tularosa, 5810 nucleotides. RefSeq names its product protein tyrosine phosphatase receptor type Z1b (gene ptprz1b). NCBI's taxonomy places the organism in Eukaryota, Metazoa, Chordata, Actinopteri, Cyprinodontiformes, Cyprinodontidae. Gene Ontology annotation, molecular function: protein tyrosine phosphatase activity; protein binding. The transcript has 32 exons. Gene Ontology annotation, biological process: peptidyl-tyrosine dephosphorylation. The coding region runs from base 102 to 4400 and encodes 1432 amino acids. The record is from RefSeq and is a predicted model, not a curated record.
GAAUGACCUCUUAGCUAAUCUUUUAAUAAAGAAAAAAAAACGUUUUUUGUUUUUUUUCUGUCUGAAAGGUUGAUCUCAUCCAAAUCGUGGACUCUACAGUUAUGAGGACCGAUGUUUGCAUCUGGCAGCUGCUUCUAAUCAGCCACACAGUUCUGGCAGUGGAACCGGUGGCCCAAGGCGUGGAGCAGAUCCCUGAAGAUAUGAACUGGUCCUACUCAGGUAGCCUGAACCAGCAGAUCUGGGGGAAGAGUUACCCGUCCUGUAAUGGUGCCCGGCAGUCUCCCGUGGACAUCAAUGAGAUGUUUACCCAAGUCAGGAUGCAGUUCCAGAACCUACAGCUAGAGGGCUGGCACAUACCGACAUCAGAGUCUACAACCAUCCAGAACAACGGGAAGACGGUGUCCAUCAAUAUAAAUGAAGACUUCUAUGUAACUGGAGGAGGCCUGAGCUCCAGCUUUCUUGUAUCGAGGCUUAGCUUCCAUUGGGGUCGCUGCAAUGCAUCAUCAGCUGGGUCUGAACACAGCCUCAACGGGAUGAAAUAUCCUCUGGAAAUGCAGAUCUACUGCUACAAUCCCAAUGAGUUUCAAAGUUUAGAUGAUGCAAUUGAGAAAGGAGGAAGAGUUGCUGCCUUGGCUGUUCUCUUUGAGGUAAGCCAGGAGGACAAUGAGAACUUCAGUCCUAUUGUAGAAGCCAUCAGUGGUGUGAGCAGAUUUGGUAAAAGUGGAUCAGUGGGGGCAUUCACCCUGAGGUCCCUGCUGCCCAACAUCACUGAUAAGUUCUACAUCUAUAACGGCUCGCUGACCACUCCUCCCUGCUCUGAAUCUGUGGAAUGGAUCGUCUUUAAACACAUCGUGGCCAUAUCAGAUGCUCAGCUGGAGGUUUUUUGUGAUGUGAUGACCAUGGAGCAGGCCGGAUACGUGGUGCUCACCGAUUACCUGCAGAACAACUUCAGGGAGCAGCAGCAGUUUAUGGGUCAGGUCUUUGCCUCCUACACAGGAGAGGAGGAUGUUCCCACACCCACGUGCAGCUCAGAGCCACAAAACGUCCAGGCCGACGCUCAGAACGACACCACCAUCGUGGUGACGUGGGAGCGUCCCCGUGCGGUUUUCGACACCACCAUCGACUGGUAUGCCGUCACCUACGAGAGGCUGCAGGGCAGAGAUCAGAUCAAACAGGAGUACAGGACAGAUGGAGACCAAGAUGUGGGGGCCAUUAUCUCCAGCCUGCUGGCUAACAGCAGCUACGUGGUUCAGGUGGUGGCUAUCUGCACCAAUGGCCUCAAAGGACGAUGGAGCGAUCAGAUUAUAGUCGACAUGCCGUUAGAAGACCCUGAGAGCGAUCAGCCCCCUGACACUGUAGCAAAGGAAGCUGAAAGUCACAGGGAGGCUUUAGAUGUAGCUAUAUUGAAGAAGCCAGAGACCCAGAAUAACCUGGAUUUGGCUUCUGAAGAUGAUAGUCCAGUGGAGGAAAUCCCAGCUGAUCAGACAAGAGUUUACCAGAUCCAACCUACCCAACACCAAAGACAGCCCACGGAUCAAACAGAAGCAAACCAGCACUUUCCAGUCCAGACUGGUGAACAAUUAACCCCAAAGACCCCAUCUGGAUCUGAGGAUUUACAAAAGGCUGAACCGGAUGAGAAAGUAGGAGAGAGAACCAAGAGUCCAAACAGGAUGACCCCUCCAGGUCGCAGUCAGAACUGGAUAGAGGAUGAUCAGCUGAUCCCGGCAAACCCGUCUUUUACAAGUCCAAACUUUGACAGUACCAGUGCGAUUUGGGUUAACAGGAUAACCGAGGAGCCAGGACUUCUGUUUCCGGUUGCUCGGACAACGAUGGCACCACCGAAUCGUCGGCAUAUGACAGAAGAGGCGUCAUUGUCGGUUCCACCUCAGCCAACAGAUCAAGACGCGUCAGAAAAAGAAGGUGAAAAUACCCCCUCUAAGUUUGACCUGUCCACCCCUCCAAUGAGGGACACCCAGGUCACAGAUAUCUUCUAUGAAGACACAGUCACCAGCUCUCCACUGGAAAUCACCAACUUCCCUCCUACAGUAUCUGUUCCCGUGGUGCCCGGUACUGAAGUGCACAGAGACUCCCGAAUAAACCCUGAAGAUCGAGGAUCUGGUGUAAACAAACCUCUUCAAAAACCCAUCAGCUCAUUUUCAGCCACCUCCAACUCGGAAUGGAUAACGGAGAAUGUAGCGACAGCAGGAAACACCCUGUCCGACUCACUCUAUAAAUCUUUCACCACCUCGUCUUUGCUCAGAGGGCUGAUGCACACCACUCAGCCCCUGUUCAAUGAGGGCAGCAACAGCAGCCAUGAGUCCCGGAUCGGGUUGGUCGAAGGUGUGGAGAAGGACAAAAGGACGGUGGUCCCUCUGGCUGUUGUCUCCACUCUCACCGCUCUUUGUCUGCUGGUACUAGUGGGUAUACUCAUCUACUGGAGAAACUGUUUCCAGACUGCUAACUUCUACCCGGAUGACCCCGCAUCACCUAAAGUCCUCUCUGUUCCCUCCACGCCCCUGCUGCUUGCCGCAGAUUGCCACGAGCCGCUGACUAUAAAGCAGUUUGUCAAGCAUGUCCUGGAGCUCCACAGCACCAACACCUUCUCCAAGGAGUUUGAGAUUGUGAAAGAGUCGUAUGAGGAGGUGCAGGCGUGUACAGUCGACAUGGGCAUCACUGCGGACAGCUCAAAUCACCCCGACAACAAAAGCAAGAACCGCUACAUUAACAUACUGGCCUACGACCACAGCAGAGUGAAGCUCUCCAACAGUUUGGAUAAAGAUGGAAAGUGUGGGGAUUACAUUAACGCUAACUACGUUGACGGUUAUGAGCGAACGAGGGCAUACAUCGCAGCUCAGGGCCCUCUGAAAGCAAGCAGAGAGGAUUUCUGGAGGAUGAUCUGGCAGCAGAAUGUUGGCGUUAUUGUCAUGAUCACCAAUCUGAAGGAGAAAGGACGUACAAAAUGCGAACAGUAUUGGCCAGAAGAGAACCAAGAGGAAUACGGUUCCUACCAAGUGACUCUGAGAAGCACCAAGACUCUAGCUUACUACACACAGCGGACGUUCUCAGUCAGGGACACAGCGAAUAAGGUCCCACAAAAGAAAGUUGAACACACAGUCCUGCAUUACCACUACACCCAGUGGCCAGACAUGGGCGUCCCAGAGUACACCCUACCUGUGCUGUCCUUCAUCAGAGCGUCAUCUCAGGCCCGAACGCAGGAGAUGGGCCCCGUCCUGGUGCAUUGCAGCGCUGGUGUGGGAAGAACAGGAACCUACAUUGUGAUUGACAGCAUGAUGCAGCAAAUUCAGGAUCAGGGAACUGUGAAUGUGUUGGGCUUCCUGAAACACGUCCGGACACAGAGGAACUUCCUGGUUCAGACGGAGGAGCAGUACGUUUUCAUCCAUGAUGCUCUGGUGGAGGCCAUCCUCAGCCGGGAUACAUCAGUCACCGCGGACCUUCUCCACGGUUACGUCUCUAAUCUCCUCAUUCCAAGCGCCACAGGGAGAACACGCAUGGACAAACAGUUUAAGCUGAUUAGUCAGCGUCAGGCUAAGCAUGCAGACUACAGCACUGCCCUGAAGGACGGCAACGCUGAGAGAAACAGAGCGAGAGCGCUGAUGCCUGUGGAGAGAUCGAGGGUUUCUCUGACGGCUUCAGACACCAACUCCACCGGCUACAUCAACGCCUCCUAUGUUAUGGGACACCACCGCUGUAGAGAGUUCAUAGUGAGUCAGACUCCUCUGAGCAGCACAGUGGAAGAUUUCUGGAGAAUGAUCUGGGAGCACAGCACCAACAGGGUCGUCUGUCUACAGGACUCACACAGUCAGAAUGAAAAGAGGGAUUGCAGCGUCUACUGGCCCAGUAAAGACCUGCCGAUGACCUUUGACGGUUUCACCGUGUCGCACACGGGGGAGGAGCUUGUCCACCUGACCAACGAUGAGAAACUUCUUGUGCAGGAUUUUACGAUGCAGUCUACUCAGAAUGAUUGCAUCUUGCUCGUUCGUCAGUUCAGACCCCCCUGCUGGCCUAAUCCAGACAGUCCCAUCAGGAACAGUUUUGACCUCAUCGGCGUGGUCACAGAGCGCUGCAGACACACACGGGAACCUGUGGUCGUACACGAUCCUUUGGGGGGAGUUACAUCGGGGCUUUUCUGCGCUCUCACCUCCCUUUUCAACCAGUUAGAGGAGGAGGGAGCGGUGGACGUCUACAUGGUGGCACGGAUGACAAACCUCAUGAGACCAGGGGUUUUUAAUGACAUUGAGCAGUACCAGUAUCUCUAUAGAGCCAUGCUGAGCCUGGUGAGCAGCCAGGAGGACCAGAGAGCCCUGCAGAGUCCAGAGACGAACGGGUCUGUACCACUGGGACAGUCCAACACCACAGAGAGCCUGGAGUCGCUCAUGUAGACCCACUCAAAGUCUCACUCCAUGUGAAGGAACGUGUGGUCAGUUCAUGGCUGCAGAAAAUGAGCAUCAUCAUGCUUUAAUGUCCUGUACGCUCUUUACCCAACUUAACCAAUCGUUAUAGUUCUAAAACAGAGCAUGGAGGCUGAAACGCUCCUGGUGCUCCACAUUGGGAGGCUGUUUGCUAUUUAAAGGCUGUUUCCUGGCAUACUUUAACAGAUCUGUCAGCUUAGAAAGGACAGGAUCAUUAUUAGAUACUGCCUCUAAAACCACCACUUGUUUAUGUUUUGGUUAUGUUUAUGUCAUGAAAGCAGCAGAAAAAAUGUCCGGUUAUGAUGGGAAAAACUCUUUAAACUACAUUUUAUCCGAACUUCCUGUCGCUUCUAUUGUUUUAAAAACUAUUUUCAAUCAAUUAGUUCUUCAUAUGCACCCCGCUUGGGAUAAGAGGACAGAAAAAGGAUGGAUGGGUGGAUAGUUCUUCAUAUGCUUUGAUACAAACAGCUAAACAUCAGAAUAAACUCCAACAUAUAUUAGAUCCAAUCCGUCUAUCAUUUGUUCAUUUGUUUUUCAAACUGAACCAAUGAAAAAACAAGAAACUGUCUUGUUUUUUAUUCAUUUCAUAAAAUGAUAUUGCAAAGCAAAGAGUAGUUUCUCCGUAAUUCCUUCUUUAAAAAUUAAUUAAAUAUAGAACAAAGCAAAGGAAAUUUUUUUUCUUUCUUUUUUGGCUCUUUGCAGCUGGUUGCAUGGGUCCAGGAUCCAGCAGGUACUGAUUCUGGACCCAUGCAAGCCAGAUGCAAACUGCUUUUCAAUCCAAAAUCACUAACAAAUCAGUUCAAUAAGGGUUUUAUUUGGAUAAAAAAAAAAGCCUUAUUCAGAUCAUCAAAGACAGCCACAGGUGCAUCAAGAAAUAAUUCAUCAGGAAGGAGAAAAUGUUGCAGCAUAAGUUAUUCAUGAGCUUCAGUAGCAAAGUUCAAUAAAUUAAAAAAUUGUAUUUGUUUUUGUUUUCAUUUAGUUUUGACUUCUUUUUUACUAUUCUAUUUAAGGUUUAAUUUUAACUAUUUGUUAGCUAGUUUAAUGAAGUUUUUAUUUUAUUUUUAUUUUAUUUUUUAUCAGUUAUAGAUUUAGUGUUUUAUGUUAUAUGCUUCAAGUACUAGGAGAGAAAAUAAUAGGAAUAAAAUCCCAGAGGAAAGACGCUGCAGCAAUAAAAUGACCUGAUUGCUAUACUGCCAUCUGCUGGCGUAAGUUAAAACAGCAACUAGACGCUUCAUAAUGCAUUAUGAUAAAGAAACAAACACAUUCCCGUUAGAAAUUCAGUUAAUUUUGAUUAUUUUGUAAACUAUUAUUACAGUUUUAUUCAGCUGCUAGGUUGAUUUUUUAUUCAGUUAACAAAAAUGUUUUUUAAUUCUACUUUUC